This is a messenger RNA of Linepithema humile (Argentine ant), 1645 nucleotides long. It is a transcript of the gene Taf7, whose product is annotated as TATA-box binding protein associated factor 7. NCBI's taxonomy places the organism in Eukaryota, Metazoa, Arthropoda, Insecta, Hymenoptera, Formicidae. Gene Ontology annotation, cellular component: transcription factor TFIID complex. Gene Ontology annotation, molecular function: RNA polymerase II general transcription initiation factor activity. Gene Ontology annotation, biological process: transcription initiation at RNA polymerase II promoter; RNA polymerase II preinitiation complex assembly. The record is from RefSeq and is a predicted model, not a curated record.
UCUCUGAUUCGAUAAGGUUACUCGAGGGAUGGUUUACACAAGCAGCAUCAGGUGAUAUACGAAUGUCUGGCCUGUCUUUUGCGAGAAUUGUUAUAGGAGGUUUUGCGAAGCGCAGUUUAGAAGACACCAAGAAGUUUAUCAUCAGGUCUUUGAAAUUUUUUAUAUUAUGUGAUCUGCAAUUAGUAAUGUCACCGCUCUUUAAUUAUCUCCGCACUUCGCACAGACAUUCUUUUAACAGCCGCGAGCGCUAGUGCUGCUCUAAUACUUAUUUGAUACAUGUUUUUUAUUAUGUAUGCUCGCAUUAUCGUCGCGUUUGUAAGAUUCAGUCAUUUCGUCGUAUAAAAAAUCGAAGAAGAUGAAUCGUCAUCCUAAUCCUGAUUAUAAAAAUCGCAAUGAACCGCAAGUUGAAUUGGAGAGUCAAUUUGUUAUGCGGUUGCCACCGGAACCUUCCAGAGUACUAAGAGAAGCAUUACGUAGCAGUUUGCCUUUAAAAGACAGAUUAACUAUAAAAUUAGAGAAUGAUAUGCGCUAUGGUGAAGUUAAAUUUGACCACUGGUUACUCCACGCUAAGGUUGUGGAUUUACCAACAAUAGUGGAAUCUUUAAAAACUAUUGAUAACAAAAGUUUUUACAAAACUGCUGAUAUAUGCCAGAUGCUAAUAUGCAAAGAGGAGGAUGAUCAUACUGCGACAGAUGAGGAAUCUCCUGUUAAGCAGAAAAAGAAAGAUCCAAAUAAGGUUGAUAAAAAGUUUCUUUGGCCUCACGGUAUAACACCACCUACUAAAAAUGUAAGACGCCGGAGAUUCAGAAAAACUUUGAAAAAAAAAUAUGUGGAGGCACCAGAAAUCGAGAAAGAAGUUAAACGUUUGUUACGAGUAGACAAUGAUGCCGUUAAUGUUAAAUGGGAAGUGAUAUGUGAAGAUGAAGACCAAUCAAAACCAAGUAAAGUAUCAUCGUCUGGUACAGUUAAAACUAAAAGGGAAAGUAUUAAUGGAAACACAUCUCAAAGUCUGGAUGUCGCUGAACAUGAUAUAUUUGGUGAACCCGUAAGUGACAGCGAAGACGAUGAUGAAGAACCAAACAUAAAUGUGAUGGAACUUGAUGAGAAUAGUCGUUCUGCGGAUAGUAGAGUUUCAGAUUCUAAUUCAAUGCAAGCUACAUAUUCUGAAAAAUCAAGUAACAAUGCAACAACAAGUAGCGGAUUAGUUACUGAAUUCAGUAAAGAAAUGUUCCAAAAUGAUAACAAUGGCGAUGUAGAAACCGAAAAGCAAGACGAGACUGUUCCGUCAAAAGCCCAAAAAUUAGAGCAGUUUCAUGCUGAUUAUAUUAUUACAGAAAAUUAUACAGAAUCGCCAUCGGUAUCUGUGUCUAAAGAUACGCGUCUUGCUACUCUUCACGCGGAAUUGUCAGCAUUGCGACAAAGAAGGCAACAACAAGAGAUUGAAAUUGCUAAUAUUGAAAAUGUCAAACUGAGGCAGCGAUUCCAAGAAAUAUUAGAUAAUUUGUUGACUCAAGAAAUGCAAAAAGUACAAGAGAUACAAGAUUUAGAAUUGGAAUAGAAAAUGCAGUUAAUGUUUCAUGCAAAUUACAUAUAAACUAUCAAAUUUUAUUCAAUAAUUACAUUGCAAUUAACUUAUUGUAUAUAA